UCCCGCCGAGGAGGAGGCGGCGGCUGGGUGCGGGCCGCGCCGCUCAGGUGUCCGCUCCGCCCUCUGGUCUGGAUUUGGUUCUGCGUAUCUGGCGAGAAGGGGCCUCCCACACCUCGCGCGAUUGCUUGGCCGCAGCGCGGCGCGGACUUUUACCGGAGGCGGGUCCGUCAGUCCCGGCGGCGGACCGACGGGCCGAUACCGGGGAAGGAGGGCGGCGGCCUCGGCGGAGGCGGGUCCCGAACUCCGGAGGCAGCGGCGCGGCUUUGGGGGCGAGCAUGAGCCCCCGGGGGCCGAGAGGGGGCCGCAGGGGCUGACCCGGCAGGGGAACGGCCUGGCCCAGCCAUCUUGACUGCGCACCGCGGCCCGUAAGGAAACUUGCUGCGCCGCCGCCCUCUGUGCCCGGCAAAGUCACCGGCGCCGGCGCCGCGCGGAGAAGUGGCCCGGCGCGCGGGAGAGAAAGCGAGCGAGGGACGGACGAUGAGCCGGGGCCAGCCUCGCUGCUCCGCGAGGACUGAGCUCGACCGGGAGUGAGCAGGGAGACCCUCGGGGACUGGCGUGCACUCCUGCAGCCGCCCUCGUCUCCCCGGAGCGGCGGAAAGGAGGUGCGGACCGCGCCGUGUGGACGCGUCCCGCGAAGGGACUAGGUUACCGGCAGAUCCCCUCCCGUGAGAGGCAGAAGAGAGAGCAGCAGGACACCCGCCCUCCUCUUCUCCGGCCCUCUCGCCGGAUCCCCCGGCGCCCCUCCGCGCGCCGCCUGGAGGGCGAGGGCUCAGGGCUGAGGCGCGCAGCAUGGAGUGGGGUUACCUGUUGGAAGUGACCUCGUUGCUGGCCGCCUUGGCGCUGCUGCAGCGCUCGAGCGGCGCGGCGGCCGCCUCGGCCAAGGAGCUGGCGUGCCAGGAGAUCACCGUGCCACUGUGCAAGGGCAUCGGCUACAACUAUACCUACAUGCCCAACCAGUUCAACCACGACACGCAGGACGAGGCGGGCCUGGAGGUGCACCAGUUCUGGCCGCUGGUGGAGAUCCAGUGCUCGCCCGACCUCAAGUUCUUCUUGUGCAGCAUGUACACGCCCAUCUGCCUGGAGGACUACAAGAAGCCCCUGCCUCCCUGUCGCUCCGUGUGCGAGCGCGCCAAGGCCGGCUGCGCGCCCCUCAUGCGCCAGUACGGCUUCGCCUGGCCCGACCGCAUGCGCUGCGACCGGCUACCCGAGCAGGGCAACCCCGACACGCUGUGCAUGGACUACAACCGCACCGACCUCACCACGGCCGCGCCCAGCCCACCGCGCCGCCUGCCGCCGCCACCUCCCGGCGAGCAGCCGCCCUCCGGCAGCGGCCACGGCCGCCCUCCAGGGGCCAGACCCCCUUCCCGCGGCAGGGGCGGCGGCAGUGGGGACGCGGCGGCGCCCCCCACGCGCGGCGGCGGCGGGAAGGCGCGGCCCCCUGGCGGCGGCGCAGCGCCGUGCGAGCCGGGCUGCCAGUGCCGCGCGCCCAUGGUGAGCGUGUCCAGCGAGCGGCACCCGCUCUACAACCGCGUCAAGACCGGUCAGAUCGCCAACUGCGCGCUGCCCUGCCACAACCCUUUCUUCAGCCAGGACGAGCGCGCCUUCACCGUCUUCUGGAUCGGCCUGUGGUCUGUGCUCUGCUUCGUGUCCACCUUCGCCACGGUCUCCACCUUUCUCAUCGACAUGGAGCGCUUCAAGUACCCCGAGCGGCCCAUCAUCUUCCUCUCGGCCUGCUACCUCUUCGUGUCUGUCGGCUACUUGGUCCGCCUGGUGGCGGGCCACGAGAAGGUGGCGUGCAGCGGCGGCGCGCCGGGCGCGGGCGGCGCGGGGGGCGCGGGGGGCGCGGCGGCGGCCGCCGCCGCGGGCGCGAGCGCGGCGGGCGCGGGCGCGGGCGGCGCGGGCGGGCGCGGGGAGUACGAGGAGCUGGGCGCCGUGGAGCAGCACGUGCGCUACGAGACCACCGGCCCGGCGCUGUGCACAGUGGUCUUCCUGCUCGUCUACUUCUUCGGCAUGGCCAGCUCCAUCUGGUGGGUGAUCCUGUCGCUCACGUGGUUCCUGGCGGCGGGCAUGAAGUGGGGCAACGAGGCCAUUGCGGGCUACUCUCAGUACUUCCACCUGGCCGCGUGGCUCGUGCCCAGCGUCAAGUCGAUCGCCGUGCUGGCGCUCAGCUCCGUGGACGGCGACCCGGUGGCCGGCAUCUGCUACGUGGGCAACCAGAGCCUCGACAACCUGCGCGGCUUCGUGCUGGCGCCGCUCGUCAUCUACCUCUUCAUCGGCACCAUGUUCCUGCUGGCCGGCUUCGUGUCGCUCUUCCGCAUCCGCUCGGUCAUCAAGCAGCAGGGCGGCCCCACCAAAACGCACAAGCUGGAGAAGCUCAUGAUCCGCCUGGGUCUGUUCACCGUGCUCUACACUGUGCCCGCCGCCGUCGUGGUCGCCUGCCUCUUCUACGAGCAGCACAACCGCCCGCGCUGGGAGGCCACGCACAACUGCCCGUGCCUGCGGGACCUGCAGCCGGACCAGGCGCGCCGGCCCGACUACGCCGUCUUCAUGCUCAAGUACUUCAUGUGCCUCGUCGUGGGCAUCACCUCGGGCGUGUGGGUCUGGUCGGGCAAGACGCUCGAGUCGUGGCGCGCCCUGUGCACCCGCUGCUGCUGGGCCAGCAAGGGCGCCGCGGGGGGCGGGAGCGCGGGCGCCGCGGCCGCGGGGGGCGCCGGCGGGCCGGGGGGCGGCGGGGGCGCAGGGCCCGGCGGGGGCGGGGGGCAGGGCGGCGGGGCGGGCUCUCUCUACAGCGACGUCAGCACGGGCCUGACGUGGCGCUCUGGCACGGCCAGCUCCGUGUCUUAUCCAAAGCAGAUGCCGUUGUCCCAGGUCUGAGCGGAGGG
Messenger RNA from Diceros bicornis minor, 2882 nucleotides. It is a transcript of the gene FZD8, whose product is annotated as frizzled class receptor 8. Lineage: Eukaryota; Metazoa; Chordata; Mammalia; Perissodactyla; Rhinocerotidae. The transcript has a single exon. Gene Ontology annotation, molecular function: Wnt receptor activity; Wnt-protein binding. Gene Ontology annotation, biological process: canonical Wnt signaling pathway; non-canonical Wnt signaling pathway. Bases 790 to 2874 code for a protein of 694 amino acids. The record is from RefSeq and is a predicted model, not a curated record. Gene Ontology annotation, cellular component: plasma membrane.